GCAUAAGUAAAUCAAAAUUCUGUGAGAAACUCUGCUGGAGGCUCAAAGCAGGUGUGAAAACUUAAACCAUGCUUAAGGCAGUGUUUGUGCUCGGAUGCCUGCUGGGUCUUGUCCUGGCUAUUCCUUUGGACUCGGCCGCCAAACGACUGGAGCGGUCAGCCUCUUCCUCUGAGUCAGAUGAGAGGGGAAUGGUCGCUCCUCCACGUAUGAGGUUGCCCAAUCUAACUCCCCAGCAAUGGUACGACAUCAUCAUGCUCUUCCAACGACCUACCCCUGCACCAACUACCACAACUGCUACUACAACCCCAACUACAACAUCUGCAACUACAACAACUACAACAAAAACCCCUGCUACACCUGUCACGAAAUAAUAUCCCCAAUUCAGCAAGACAUCAAUAAGCAGCAGUGAAUUAUGUUCAAUUCUGACACAGUACAGUUUUGUUCUUACUAAGGGCAUACAGGUGUUUUGUUUGUUUAAGUAAAAAAUGUAAAUGUAAAUGUAACCAGUCUUUCACUUCAAUACACUUGAGCUACUUCAAGUGCUAAAUAAACUUUAUAAAUUCA
Molecule: messenger RNA, 564 nt
Organism: Betta splendens (Siamese fighting fish)
Lineage: Eukaryota; Metazoa; Chordata; Actinopteri; Anabantiformes; Osphronemidae
Product: probable serine/threonine-protein kinase ifkA
Exons: 4
Coding region: 69-371 (100 amino acids)
Source: RefSeq, a predicted model, not a curated record